Molecule: messenger RNA, 387 nt
Organism: Letharia columbiana
Lineage: Eukaryota; Fungi; Ascomycota; Lecanoromycetes; Lecanorales; Parmeliaceae
Exons: 3
Coding region: 1-387 (128 amino acids)
Source: RefSeq, a predicted model, not a curated record
AUGACUUCCGGAAUAGACUUGCAGGCUUUGCUCAGUCUAACGAAGUCACAAUACCGGAUCAAUCAUUCGUCACCAGCUGGUCGCGGCCAUGUCGCAGACACAGACGCCGAAAUCUUCCAAACGCUGGUGAGAGAAGUCUACAAAGAAACUGCUCUAUCGUUCAACCCUGUCAAAGCGAGCACAAAGCCAUUUGCUUAUGCCACAGAGAAGACGGUUAAGCAGGGUGAGGAGAAGGUUGUGUUGCCAAAGUCCUCCUUGCAGCUCAAUUUUGUGUGCGAGGCAGCUGAAGAUGAAGUUGGGGGCUUCGAGAUGACGAAGGAGAUGAGGCUUGUUGUUGAAGACGCCAUUCGCUGGAAAGAAAGUCAGGCAGUAGCAAUCCAGGAGUAA